AUGUGUCAUACGGUGUCAUACCGCGUGACACUUCACCGCUAUAUGUUAGAGUGUCAUCAUAUCCACUUUCCUUGUGGAGCUACCGAGAUAUAUUUCCGAGGAAAAUCUGAUCCUGUUUAUAUUGCCUUUGUGCUAAAUGCUGUGUCUGGGCCGUCGCUGGCUGCUCGGCGCACCUGCCUCUGCCACGCCGGGGAUGCCUUGCACAGCAACACAGGGCCUAAUAAUAAUAAUAAUAAUAAUAAUUAUAAUAAUAAUAAUAAUAAUAAUAAUAAUAAUAAUAAUAAUAAUAAUAAUAAUAAUAAUAAUAAUAAUCGGCCCGACGGAGGCGUUGGUAGAUUUCUCAUAGCACUCGUGGAUAGUUGUUGCGCAUCGCUCACGGCCGCUCACACGCUCGAAAAAAUGGACAAAUCCACCGCCGUCAGCGAGCAGAAACCCGCUCAGAAGCCCAAGCUGUCCUUCAGCAUCGACGCCAUCCUCGGCAACGACGACAGCGGCAGCGUCCGCACGCCCACGCCCUCGCCCGACCCCGAGUGCCGCCCCGCCUCCUCCUGCAGCGCCACCAGCGACGUGUCCUUCGCCAGCCACGACUCCGACCGGGCCGCCAGCCCCUCGGCGGCGCCCGCGGCGAGGCCCGUCCAGGGCGCCUUGCCCGCGCAGUGGGUCCCGGCGCACCCCUACUUCCAGUUCGCCGCCGCCGUCCACGGAUCGCCGGCGCUCCCCAAGCUGCCCAGCUCGGUAGUUUUGCGCAAGCACAAAGCUAACCGCAAGCCGCGCACGCCCUUCACGUCGGAGCAGCUGCUGUCGCUCGAGAACAAGUACCGCGAGAAGCAGUACCUGAGCAUCGCCGAGCGCGCCGAGUUCUCCGCGUCGCUCAGCCUGACGGAGACGCAGGUCAAGAUCUGGUUCCAGAACCGCCGCGCCAAGGACAAGCGCCUCAAGGAGGCCGAGCUGGAGCGCCAGAACCGCCCUCUGUACCCGACCUACGGCGGCCUCCUGCCCAUGGGCGGCAUCGUGCCCUCGCUGGCCCUCCAGAGGCCCCUGGUGCCCCUCCUCGGGUAGAGCCCCGGAGAGACGCCCUUGAAGUACCUGCAGCAGCACCAGACAGCCCGGCGCCCUGAGGCCUCCUCCCUCCGUCGGCCUCCUAGUCACCCGCCGCCACGGGUCUGCACCAGCUGCCUUCCUCCUCCUCGCCGGUGACUCUUCACUGCACGCUCUGCCACGCCCCCGCGCAUGGCAGGAAUGUUGUUCACGCCCACAAGCCUCCCACAUCCACGCCCAUUAUGGAUAUCUCAGUGGCCGCCCGCUGGAAGACGGAGAUAUAGACUGUGAUAAAAAAAUAAAUAAAUAAAUACUUUUUGUAAACAUCUAUAUUUUAAAAAAAUGCAAUUUGUUGGAUAUACCUGUGAAUAUAUAUAUAUACAGUAUUCAUAAUAAAAGAUACAGAUGAAUUUUA
This is a messenger RNA of Penaeus indicus, 1453 nucleotides long. RefSeq names its product homeobox protein MSX-2-like. The record is from RefSeq and is a predicted model, not a curated record. The transcript has 6 exons. Gene Ontology annotation, molecular function: DNA-binding transcription factor activity, RNA polymerase II-specific; RNA polymerase II transcription regulatory region sequence-specific DNA binding. Gene Ontology annotation, biological process: regulation of transcription by RNA polymerase II; embryonic morphogenesis. Bases 1 to 1059 code for a protein of 352 amino acids. Lineage: Eukaryota; Metazoa; Arthropoda; Malacostraca; Decapoda; Penaeidae. Gene Ontology annotation, cellular component: nucleus.